Carlito syrichta (Philippine tarsier) is the source of this 1227-nucleotide messenger RNA. RefSeq names its product aminopeptidase O-like. The record is from RefSeq and is a predicted model, not a curated record. Gene Ontology annotation, cellular component: nucleolus. Gene Ontology annotation, molecular function: metalloaminopeptidase activity. Bases 285 to 1085 code for a protein of 266 amino acids. The transcript has 2 exons. NCBI's taxonomy places the organism in Eukaryota, Metazoa, Chordata, Mammalia, Primates, Tarsiidae.
CCCAAGGGGGCGGGCUCGGAGGAAGGCGGGGCCAGGCGGGCUGCGACCCGGGCGCGCGGAGAUGACGCCACUCGGCGCGUGCCCGGUAGCCUGUAGUAACCCCGGGUCUGCGGAAGUGGAGACCGGUGGGCAGGCUGCUGAGACAGGGUACUGAAAGUUGUGGAACCUAGUUUGCGACAUCAGUUGUUUUUUUGGUAAGCAGCUAUUUAUGAUUCUGGAAGAUUAAGGCAGAUGGGAAUACCUCUCUGAGAUUUUACCAAAGCUUGCAAAUAAUAAACCAAAUCAUGGACAUACAGCUGGACCCUUCCAGAGAUGACCUGCCUCUCAUGGCCAACACCAACCACAUCCUUGUGAAACACUAUGCACUGGAUUUAGAUGUGGAUUUUGAAAGUCAAGUCAUUGACGGGACCAUCGUGCUUUUCUUUGAGGAUGGAAACAGAUUCAAGAAACAGAAUAGCUUCACUGAGGAAGCCUGCCAAUCAGAGUCAAAUGAAGCCUGCAAAUCUGGGAUGCCUGAAACCUGCUGUAUUUCUGUGACAAAUGCAGGGACCUUCUCCUCUAAAAUGGAAUAUAAUGAUUUUGCAAUCUGUAGUAAAGGUGAAAAAGAUACUUCUGCUAAAGAUGGUAACCAUGACAACCGAGAACAGGCUUCUGGGAUCUCUACCUCAAAGUACUGCUGUGACACAGGGAAUCACGGGAGUGGGGAAUUUUUGCUAGUGCUGGACUGCUGUGAUUUAUCUGUGUUAAAAGUUGAGGAGGUGGAUGUUGCUGCUGUGCCAGGUAUUGAAAAAUUUACAAGGUCUCCCGAGCUCACAGUUGUUUCUGAGGAGCUCAGGAAUCAGAUUGUACAUGAACUUGUGACUCUGCCUGCAGAUCGUUGGAGGGAGCAGUUAGACUAUUACGCUCGCUGCAGCCAGGCUCCUGGCUGUGGGGAGCUCUUCUUUGACACUGACACUUGGAGCUUACAGAUCAGGAAGACAGGGGUUCAGACAGCUACUGACUUUCCUCAUGCUCUCAGGAUAUGGUACAAAACCAAACCCGAGGGGCGAUCAGUUACAUGGACCUCAGACCAGAGUGGCAGGUAGGUUAUCUGAGCGCCGCAGCCCCGUGCCUGUUAAUCUUUUGCACUGCAGGAAUGAUCUCAGACGUUGGACCAGCUCUGCAGAGAUGCCUCUGUUUAUUCUGUGACAUCACCCAGGUAGCCUCAAAUCCUUAGACCCACAGUGA